AUCUUCGAGCGACAGCCGACAGAUCGAAAUUUAACGCAAAUCAUUGCAAAUUUUACUUUUUAAAAAUAAAUCGUAAAAUGAAUUUCAUGGGUAUUGAACAAUUUCCAGAUUACAAGGUUCCUGGUACACAACACCAAGACUUUUCGCCUUAUGAAUCCAAUGGAGGAUCCAUUGUGGCUAUUGCUGGAGAUGAUUAUGUAGUAAUAGCUGCCGAUACUCGACUUAGCAGUGGUUACACCAUUCAUACUCGCAAGCAAAACAAGCUUUUCCAACUGAGUGGGAAAACUGUUUUGGGUUCCACUGGCUGUUGGUGUGACACACUGGCCCUAACGGCUCUGGUCAAAGCCCGUAUGCAAAUGUAUGAACACACUCACCUGAAGACCAUGUCCACCGAUGCCAUUGCCCAAAUGUUGUCCAUUAUCAUGUACAACAAGCGUUUCUUCCCUUAUUAUGUAUCCAAUGUAUUGGCUGGCUUGGACAACGAAGGCAAGGGUGUUGUCUAUUCGUAUGAUCCUAUCGGACAUUGCGAGAGAGCCACAUACCGAGCUGGUGGUUCAGCAGGAGCAUUGCUACAGCCCGUUUUGGAUAAUCAAAUUGGUUUCAAAAACAUGCAACUGGAUGGUGAAAUUCCCAAAGUUAGCAAAGAUCGUGCUGUUGCCAUUGCCACCGACACAUUCAUUUCGGCUGCCGAACGUGAUAUCUACACUGGUGACGCUGUUUGCAUCAAUAUAAUUACCAAGGAUGGCAUUGAAGUUAAAGAAGUACAACUAAGGAAAGAUUAAAAAUACUUUUAAGAAAUUCAUUGUAGUAUAUUGGAGCUUGGUUUAUAAAAUAAACUGAAAAUGCUUUUUGGUAAAAAUU
Musca domestica (house fly) is the source of this 861-nucleotide messenger RNA. It is a transcript of the gene Prosbeta6, whose product is annotated as proteasome subunit beta type-1. Bases 78 to 782 code for a protein of 234 amino acids. The transcript has 2 exons. The record is from RefSeq and is a predicted model, not a curated record. NCBI's taxonomy places the organism in Eukaryota, Metazoa, Arthropoda, Insecta, Diptera, Muscidae. Gene Ontology annotation, cellular component: proteasome core complex.